Molecule: messenger RNA, 800 nt
Organism: Suillus clintonianus
Lineage: Eukaryota; Fungi; Basidiomycota; Agaricomycetes; Boletales; Suillaceae
Exons: 1
Coding region: 162-713 (183 amino acids)
Source: RefSeq, a predicted model, not a curated record
CAACCCACUUCUCAAUUGGAUGCACCCUCCCAACCUUACGAGAUAGGAUGCGGAAGCGAGACAUCGGUACUCGGAAUUCGGGUCCCUGAGGUCAAGCCUCGUGAAGCUGUACCCGACCAUCAUCAUUCCACCAAUUCCAUCAAAGCAAACUAUUGGUGACUAUGCCACGAAGAAGGCAAACGGUUAUCAAACGCGCAUGCUUCUGCACAGAUUUGAUCAAUCCUUUCAGUUCCUCGCUACGUCGCGUCUACAAUCCAAAUCAGUCUCAUUCGGCGCAGGCCAUAACUCAGGUGCUUUCAUGUAUGUAUUCAUGUGAGGAUUCGAGCGUUGACCGCCGUGACCUCAUUUCACCUUAUAUUUUUCAGUCUCAAUCUGCCCCACUAUCGCCUGGUUUCCGGUCGUCUACUGCUCUCACUACUGUCACACCACCCAUUAGCUUGGCGGCGUCUUCGUCCGUGUCAUUCGUUGCGGCCCAUUAUCGAUGUUACUCUUACCUAGAGGCUAGCAACUUGGAGACUCAGGGCGAGCAAUUCACCUGGUUGAAUGUACGUUCCAGUCUAGCAACCCCUUCAUUUAUGUACUUCCUAACACGCCCCUUCCGUAUGGUAGUGACGGCAUUGCACUGUGUCAAUUUGCACAAUGUUUCGUUCAAACUGCCGCCUUGCUUUUCGUUUCCCUGUCGUGGUCAUCAACCUUGCCCGGGGGUCUUGUAGAAUCAUUUGGACUACUAUUUCGCACAAAUAGAGUCAUGCUACAUUGGGCCUUAAUAUGGAGUCGAAUGAACUACUGAGAUCAUUAUA